UUUUAGAGGGAGGGCUGGAGGGUGGGGGGAGAGGGCAGGAUGGAGGUAUUUGUGGCCAUAGACAGGACGUUUUGCCUUGUGCUCAUCUUUGGGGAGCAUUGAUAAAUGUUUGUCUCUUUCCUGGAGACCUCCCAGAACCUCCUCACUUUCAGGGAACCAGAGUGGUGGGGGUGUGGGGUGAAGAUAUGUGGGCAGGAUAGGCGUGCACUAGGCGGAUGUAGGACCAAAUAGCAGUAACCUUGUUGCUGGCCAGGAAUUGGGACAAAUAUGACUUAACAGACUUGGUUUGGGAAAUUAAAAAUUUAUAAAAAGGGAAAGAAGUUAAAGCCACUAUCCUGAAAGGCAGCGGGAAAGAAGACUACUAUUAGGAGCUCUAGUAAUGUUUGCUCCCACUUAGGAAAAGUUGUAUCCAAGGCACAAUAUCUGAGUUAUUCUGUUCCUGCCACGCUUCUACUGCAGCUCCUCAGAAGCAGCCCUGUCUGCAGAUGAAUUGUAAGUUAAAUAUAAGACAACAUCAUGCAGAGAUUAAAGAAGAACCCUUUAUAUCUCUGGCUCAUGCAUCAAAAAAAUAAUAAAGUUAUGGAUUCCUCUAUAGGAUCUGCUGACAACAGUGACGACAAGAGAAAUGAUUCCAAUGAAUUCAUAUCAGGAACCUCUAAUGAAGCCAUCACUGAAAGAAGUCAGAAUGCUCGAGGGUCAUCUUUGGUGUCCCCUGGCCACAAUACCAACAAUAGCCCAAACCAUCAUGAAUUGGCAUCAGACUCCUAUGAGGAAGUCAGCAAUGAAAUCCCUACCCCAAGUGAAUUGACAUUGGAAACCUAUGAGGAAUUCUCCAAUGAAAUCACUGCCCUGUCUGAAUUGAUAGCACAGAGCUAUGACACCACCAGUAAAAUUCCUGCCCUGAGUGAAUUGACAGCAGUAUCCUCUGAAGGACUCUCCAGUGCACACACUGCUCUGACUGAAUUGAAAUCAGACAACUAUGAGGAAGUCAUCAGUGAAAUUCCUGCCCUGAGUGAAUUGACAGCAGUAUCCUCUGAAGGACUCUCCAGUGCACACUAUAAUGCAAAUGAAUUGGAAAAAGUAGCCUGUGUUAGAGCCACCAAGGAAAGUAUAAUAGAACGACUCUCCAGAAUCCCUGAUGAUGGUGAAGACAUUGUCUUUCUCAAUUCAUAUGACAACUUGAUUAAGAGAGUGGUAUACUCACUUGUAUCAUCACUCAUGUUCAGAAUAUUUGGAAUUUUGCUGAUCUUUGUGGAUCUAUCCCUCAUCAUCACAGAUCUACUUUUCACUGAGAGAACAAUGCAUAUUCCUUUGGAAUAUCGUUCAAUUUCUUUAGCUAUUGCUUUAUUUUUUUUCUUCGAUGUUCUUCUUCGAGUAUAUGUAGAAGGGAUUCAACGAUAUUUUUCUGAUAUACUUAACUACUUAGAUGCUGUCAUUAUUGUAGUGACUCUACUGAUUGAUAUAAUUUAUAUGUUUUAUGACUUUAAGUUUCUUAAAACUAUUCCCAGAUUGACAAUUUUAUUUCGACCUCUACGACUUAUCAUUCUGAUAAGAGUUUUUCAUCUGGCUCAUCAAAAGAGACAUCUUGAAAUGCUGACCAGAAGAAUGGUUUCAGGAAACAAACGGCGAUACAAAAAGGAUGGAUUUGACUUAGACCUCACUUAUGUUACUGAGCGUAUUAUUGCCAUGUCAUUCCCAUCUUCUGGAAAGGAGUCUUUCUAUAGGAAUCCCAUUAAGGAAGUUGUGCGGUUCCUAGAUACCAAACAUCAAGACCACUAUCAAGUCUAUAAUCUAUGCAGUGAAAGAGCUUAUGACCCUAAGAACUUCCAUUACAGGGUCCGGCGAGUCAAAAUUGAUGAUCACAAUGUCCCCACUCUAAGUGAGAUGGUGGCAUUCACUAAGGAAGUAGAUGAGUGGAUGGCUCAAGAUGACGAAAACAUCGUAGCGAUUCAUUGUAAGGGAGGCAAAGGAAGAACUGGAACUAUGGUUUGUGCCUACCUUAUUGCCAGUGAAAUAUUUAUAACCGCAGAGGAUAGCCUUUACUAUUUUGGAGAACGGCGAACAGAUAAAAGCACCAGCACUAAAUUUCAGGGAGUUGAAACUCCUUCUCAGAAUAGGUAUGUUGGAUAUUUUGCAGAUGUGAAAAAUAUCUACAAUAUGACUCUCCCUCCAAGAAAAACACUCAAGAUAAAAAAAUUCAUUAUUUAUUCAAUUCAUGGUGUUGGAAAAGGCAAUGGAAAUGAUCUAAAAGUACAAGUAAUAAUGCAGCACAAGAUCAUCUUUUUCUGUUCUGCUUCUAAAAACUGUCAGAUAUUUCAUGAUGUUGAAACAGACAGUGUAAUAAUUCAGCUAUCCAACUGCCCACCUCUGUAUGACGAUGUCAAAGUGCAAUUUUUCUCUUCUUCGGAUCUUCCUAAAUACUAUGACAACUGCCCAUUUUUCUUUUGGUUCCACACAUCUUUUAUACAAAAUAACAGGCUUUAUCUUCCAAGAAGCGAAUUGGAUAAUCCCCAUAAACAAAAAACAUGGAAAAUUUACCGUCCACAGUUUGCAGUCGAGAUGUAUCAAGCAGAGCAGAGGCCUCACUGGGCAGACAGAAGGAACCCCAGGGCCACAUGGGGUGGCAGCUCCACAGUGUCACCUGGGAGGAAAGGACCUGGAGACAUCAGGCAAAAAGCAAUGGUGCUCAAGUCAGAGUCUGGUGUCUACUGCUGGUGCUGCCCAAGGUGGUUAUGAAGAUCCAGGUGGCUGAGGGAGGUACAUGGAAAGAACCUGAAUUCUGGAUUUGACGCAAUCCACUGGGUAAACAGCAAGCCAGAGGCAGACUCCACCAACUCCACCACUUAACAUCAAAGGGACAGGGCCUAGAGGAGGAAAUUAGCAAACAGCACUUUGUCUCAAGAACAGCAUUUCCAGAGGUUAAUGUAGUAGUGGCUACAGGGUACAAAUAAAAAUGCCGAUGCUUGGGAUGCCUCAGUGGCUGAGUCGGUUGAGUGUCUGCCUUCGGAUCAGGUCAGGAUCUCAGGUCAUAAUCCUGGGGUCCUGGAAUGGAGCCCCGCGUCAGCCCCCUGAUUAGUGGGG
Molecule: messenger RNA, 3081 nt
Organism: Canis lupus familiaris (dog)
Lineage: Eukaryota; Metazoa; Chordata; Mammalia; Carnivora; Canidae
Product: phosphatidylinositol 3,4,5-trisphosphate 3-phosphatase TPTE2
Exons: 31
Coding region: 517-2736 (739 amino acids)
Biological process (GO): dephosphorylation; monoatomic ion transport; transmembrane transport
Cellular component (GO): cytosol; membrane
Molecular function (GO): monoatomic ion channel activity; protein tyrosine/serine/threonine phosphatase activity; phosphatidylinositol-3,4,5-trisphosphate 3-phosphatase activity
Source: RefSeq, a predicted model, not a curated record